AUGGAUGCGGACGAUUCUGUUGGCGACUGGUCCGGCUCGGACGAGGGCGACAUCCAUGUUCGCAGAGACUCGAAUCUUGCCAGGCCAGUCCAGAGCCAGCUUCGCCCAGCGCGUUCACGACUCUCCUUCGUGCCGUUGAUUGACUUUGACCCAGACGAUGCUUACGACGAGAACCCGCCCUCCUACAUCCGAUAUAAAAGAUCGCUUUUCAAACCGAAUCUGACGUCGUGCUUGCGCCAGAGAAAUUUCUGGAAUCACACUCUCGGGCCGAAUCUGAAGAAUGAGGUCUCGAAGCUGGAUUCGACAAGAGCCUACAAGGCCCAGACGACCACGGUCACUAUAUCUGUCAACAAUCGGAACGAUCAAGAUCAUAUAAGGCGUUUUGAUGGGUUGGAUAUGAGCUGGCCCGUGGUUGAAAAGCAGCUGCGAUCUUGGAGCCAUCUUCUCCUUGAAAGAAAGAAGAUUCGGAUCAAAGUAGUAUUUGACUACGCGGAGACCGAUAGAUCUACUCGGAGUACGGGCGUCGGGCGAGGAGCCACAGCAUCGCAGCUGGCAGAAAGAUCUGUGCGACUCGACGCCGAGCAGGCAGGGUCUGGCGCACCAGACCCAUGGAGACAUGUUUCCGGGAUUUGUCGAUGCACCGUGGGCCCCUGCGACCGUGGUCCCUACUGCUGGCAAGACGCUGAGACCAAGAAGCACUCUAAGCUGAUGGGCCACUACUUGAGGCAGCUUGUGAAGCUUGUGCAGACGGGUGGUCGGUUCCAGUCGCAUAGUGACAUGCCACAGGACAUCCGGGAAGCGCUGUAUGCCGAGGAAUAAUAGCAGUCGAAUCGCAAGCGGAAACGAUGCGACCCGGAGCCUCAAUAAAUAACUCCACAGCCUCUGAUCAUCAACAACUAUAUUCCAGCUAAUGCUGAUGGAUCUUCGACAUCGUCCCGGCGCCUUUUAGAGCACCUUCAAACCCCUAGGUUGGAGCCACUUGAAAUUCCCGGAAUGUGGGAUGAUGCGGUCAAGGCGUACUGCGUAUGGCAUUGUGAGAAAACCAAUAGUGAGGAACUCAAGGGGCAAUUCAAGCUUGCUCGAGAUCUGACUCUGGAGGCUGGCUUUGACCUCGAGUUGGUCCAUUAAUCUGGGAAUCCUACGACCCUCACUGGCUCGGGAGUCUUAGAAGGGAUUGCUCGACAAUUCGCUCGGGACGUCAAGAAAUUUGUACAGCAGUACAUGCCGCUUUAGAUCAUUUAAAUUCCAAUUCAGUCUAUUCUGGCAUU
This is a messenger RNA of Sodiomyces alkalinus F11, 1268 nucleotides long. RefSeq lists its product as hypothetical. The record is from RefSeq and is a predicted model, not a curated record. The coding region runs from base 1 to 819 and encodes 272 amino acids. The transcript has 2 exons. Lineage: Eukaryota; Fungi; Ascomycota; Sordariomycetes; Glomerellales; Plectosphaerellaceae.